Chrysochloris asiatica (Cape golden mole) is the source of this 1136-nucleotide messenger RNA. It is a transcript of the gene NFKBIB, whose product is annotated as nuclear factor of kappa light polypeptide gene enhancer in B-cells inhibitor, beta. The coding region runs from base 66 to 1136 and encodes 356 amino acids. Gene Ontology annotation, molecular function: protein binding. The record is from RefSeq and is a predicted model, not a curated record. Gene Ontology annotation, cellular component: cytosol. Gene Ontology annotation, biological process: cellular response to lipopolysaccharide; signal transduction. The transcript is spliced from 6 exons. Lineage: Eukaryota; Metazoa; Chordata; Mammalia; Afrosoricida; Chrysochloridae.
CGGCAGAGCCCAGCGGCAAGCUGGCUGGUGGGCGGCCUCAGGGGGCCCCAGAGGCUGAGGGGGCCAUGGCCGGGGUCGCGUGCUUGGGAAAAGUCGCAGAUGCGGACGAGUGGUGCGACAGCGGCCUGGGCUCAUUAGGUCCGGACGCAGCGGCCCCAGGAGGACCGGGGCUGAGCUCAGAGCUGGGCCCGGGGCUGUCGUGGGUGCCCCUUGUCUUCGGCUACGUCACUGAAGAUGGAGACACGGCGCUGCAUUUGGCGGUGAUUCACCAGCACGAGCCCUUCCUGGAUUUCCUCCUAAGCUUCACAGCCGGGACUGAGUACCUGGACCUGCAGAAUGACCUGGGCCAGACAGCCCUGCAUCUGGCAGCCAUCCUGGGGGAGGCAUCCACAGUGGAGAAGUUGUACAGAGCGGGCGCUGGGGUGCGGGUGGCAGAACGUGGGGGCCACACAGCGCUGCACCUGGCCUGCCGCAUGGGGGCGCACGCCUGUGCACGGGCACUGCUGCAACCUCGGCCUCAGCGCCCCAGGGGAGCCCCCGACACCUACCAUGCCCAGGGUCCCGAUCACACCCCUGACGUCGACCAUGCCCCCGUUGCCUUAUACCCCAAUCCCGACUUGGAGAAGGAAGAGGAAGAGAGUCAGGAGGACUGGAAGCUGCAGCUAGAAGCUGAAAACUACGAGGGGCACACCCCACUCCAUGUGGCCAUCAUCCACAAAGAUGCCGAGAUGGUACGGCUGCUCCAGGAGGCCGGAGCUGACCUCAACAAAGUGGAGCCCACCUGUGGCCGGAGCCCCUUGCACUUGGCCGUGGAGGCACAAGCAGCUGACGUGUUGGAGCUUCUUCUAAAAGGGGGUGCAGACCCUGCCACCCGCAUGUAUGGCGGUCGCACUCCAUUGGGCAGUGCCACACUCCGGUCCAACCCCCUACUUGCCCGCCUCCUCCGCGCCCACGGAGCCCCGGAGCCUGAGGACGAGGAUGACAGGCCUGGCCCCUGUAGGAGCAGCAGCAGCAACAGUAGUGACAGCGGGGAUGAGGGCGAUGAAUAUGAUGACAUCGUGGUCCACAGUGGCCGGAGCCAAGACCAGCCACCUCCCACCCCAGCCUCAAAUGCACUUCCUGAUGACCCUUUCUAA